Molecule: messenger RNA, 1486 nt
Organism: Cajanus cajan (pigeon pea)
Lineage: Eukaryota; Viridiplantae; Streptophyta; Magnoliopsida; Fabales; Fabaceae
Biological process (GO): response to endoplasmic reticulum stress
Source: RefSeq, a predicted model, not a curated record
GGGUUGUUUUAUCAUUUAAUCAGUAAUUUGUGUUUGUUUUAACAGGCUUACCAGCUAACCACUUUUCCUAUGUGAAGAACAUUGAUCCUGGCCUGCCUAUCUUUCUAUUCAACUAUAGUGACAGGAAGCUCCAUGGAAUUUUUGAGGCAUCUAGCAAGGGACAAAUGUAUAUAGACCCUUAUGCAUGGAUUGAUGAUGAUUCAGAAUUGGAUAGAACACAAUACCCUGCACAGGUUAAAUUUCGAGUCCGGCUUCAGUGCCAGCCACUGUCUGAAGAUAAAUUUGCACAAGUAAUUGCUGACAACUACUACACAAAUAACCAUUUCUGUUUUGAAUUAGACCAUAGACAAGCAAGCAAGCUUAUUUCAUUACUAGCUUCUUUAGCAUUUGCUGCUGGUUGUAAUUUGAAGUGGAGAAGUGUGUCUCCAUCUCCUCCAUCAACUCUCAACAAAGGUGAAGCAUGUGAAACACCAGAAUCAGAGACACAGCAUUUAACUAGCUCAAGUAGAAGAAAAGAUUCAACUGAAAUCAAUUCUUCUUUAGAUGGGGACACCAAGCCAUUGGAUACCCUGGCACCAAUGAAGGAGAUGAAUGAGAAUGAGAUGAACCUUAUAUAUGUGAAACUAAAGGAAUUGGCUCUUGGCCAUGAAAGCCAAGACCUUUCUGUGUCAGAUAAUGUAAAUGACACUUCUGAUGAGAAUGAUGAGUGCACUGUGGAAAAGGAAAAGGAUUAUCAGGAGGUGCCAACAGGUUUACAGGAGAAGGAAGAGAGUUUGAGUCCUCCAGUUCAGCAUCAAAGCACCAUUGACCAGUUGAUGCAAGAAGUUGAAGAACUAACCGCUUUCAAGAAAAUACAAACACAGAAAAAUCGUUACAUGGAGCAGAAGCUGAGGGAGGCAGAAUUGAAAAUUCAGAAUCUAAUGGAUCGUUGUACAAAGUUAGAAUCAGCGUUUAAUCUUCCUCUGACACAUGUUGAGAAGACAGCCAUUCAGCCAUAUGCUGAUCAGCAUGUAGACCCUAAAGAGUCAUUAUCUUUAAAACCGGAUUUUGAUACAAAAUCAUGGUUAACAGCAUUGAAUUUCUAUUGUCCUUUCCAGAAUGUGACCAAAUCUCUCUAUCCUGUGAACAGAGUUCAAUCAUAUGAUUCAAUAUUAGAGCUAAACGGUAAGUUUUGUGUUUUUUUUGGCAGAAAUGGUCAUGUUUGGUAUAACAUAGGAGUGAGAUCUUGCUGAAUUUUCUAAUUUAUUUUUUGUGACAUGAAUUUUUGUCAAUUUUUUUUUUAUCUUUUAUAGUUGGAUCAUAUAGUCCAAUUCUCGAUAAGUGGGCCUUGUGCCCCUCUUUGAAUCAGAAUAAAGGAAGUUUGGCACUAGUUUCUUUGACCAACAAAAUAUUUGGUGAUGUUGGUGCUAGUGUAAUUGACUGCUUCUCAGAUAUUGAGGUGUUUGAUUUAGACCUUGGAAAGUGGAUCUCUGCAUAUUCAAUACAA